AUAUCUAUAUCUAACGUAAGUAUCUAUACUAAUCUAAUAUUCCGCGCCGUGUGCUGGGAGGCGCGCGGUAUAUAUACAAACAUAAUCAGCGUCUUAAUUGCUGACGGCUGACAGCACUUCAGACACACGUGAAAUAACAGCCAAUGACAGAACAGGGAGGAAACAUAACAAAAGCACGUGUCCAAAUGUCACGGUUGUCAACAAAGGAAAAGCAGGUGCUCGCGCACCUUGCUCGUGCACGCGCGCUCACAUGCUCCACAGCGCGCUGCAUAAAGGGGAAACCGUGACAAGUAGUUAGGAACUGGGCUGAGAAACAAGAGAUUAGGGAUUAAACGUACUGAAACAUAAGUAUUUUCAUAAAAAUUCAUUUUGAAAUAUUGUACUUCAUAUUGUAUUCAGUAGAUUGUGAGUUUUUGUAUGUUUGUUUCUGUAGGCUGUUCUCUCUCUGCUGAUAAUCCGACAGAAAUCACACGACACAAAGGUGGUUCAGUGCUGUUCCCCUGCUCCUGCUCUGACCUGCACACCAAACCUCAGAAAUUCACCUGGUGGAGCGACAGAACAGGACGUCUGACAGAAAUGUUAAAUGAUGAACACUACCGUGGCAGACUUCAGCUGUUUAAUCACAGUUCUCCUGGUAAUCUGUCUCUGCUCAUAUCUGACCUGAGAGAAGAGGAUCAGGGAGUCUACAGGUGCAGCACUGAGAAGGAACACAGAGACAUCAGGCUUUAUGUUAAAGGCUGUUCUCUCUCUGCUGAUAAUCCGACAGAAAUCACAGGACACAAAGGUGGUUCAGUGCUGUUCCCCUGCUCCUGCUCUGACCUGCACACCAAACCUCAGAAAUUCACCUGGAGGACCUUCAGAACAGGACGUCUGACAGAAGUGUUAAAUGAUGAACACUACCGUGGCAGACUUCAGCUGUUUAAUCACAGUUCUCCUGCUAAUCUGUCUCUGUUCAUAUCUGACCUGAGAGAAGAGGAUCGGGGAUCCUACAGGUGCAGCACUGAGAAGGACCACAGAGACAUCAGGCUUUAUGUUAAAGUAGGAAGAAGAGAAACUUCAACACACUCGAGAAAAACAGACACAACACGUCCAUCAGAACCGCCUCAGAGUACAACAACAAACUCUCCACCUGCAUCAUCCUCAACAACACUGGAACAAGAUAAACAGCAAACACACAGCAGCCUCCCUCUAGUUUUCGGCAUUCUGGCGGGUUUAUUGUUGGUGAUACCCGGAGUAGUGGCUUUUAUUUGUUGGAAACGCAAAGGAGGAAGAUGUGGAGAGAACGUGAUCACUGAAGGACGUCCGGACUGUAAGAGAAAGCAGAAGGAUCAGACUGAACCUGGUGUUACUUACUCUACUGUAACCCACAUGAACACAGCCGGAGCAGCACGUGUCCAGAUCAACACUGGAGACAAAACUGAAUAUGCCAGCAUUCUAACAAACUAAUCCACAGUAAAUAUCUAGAAUAAUACUGAAUAUAUGCAGUAUAUUAAAUACACGCCAUGGUAAGCAUGUUACUGUGACUUUUUUUUUUAUUUGACCAUUAAUAGCAGAUUUAAUCAUAUUUGUGUGCUGAUGGAUAAUCCUGCAAAUUAUAUUUUUAAUGUUUGUGUCAUUUAUUAUCAUUUAUUUUGUAUCAUUUGUUUUUUAUUUGCAUUUAUUUACAUUUACGGCAUUUGGCAGACACCCUUAUCCAGAGCGACUUACAUUUAUCUCAUUUAUACAACUGAGCAAUUGAGGGUUAAGGGCCUCGCCCAAGAGCCCAACAAUGGUAGCUUGGCAGUGCUGGGGCUUGAACUCCUGACCUUCUGAUCAGUAACCCAGAGACUUUAACCACCGAGACACCACUUAUAUGUUCUAGAAAACUUUUGUCAUCACCCUGUUUUGCGUAAGAUGACUGCUGUAGAAGUUCUUGUUUGUGACUGUCAUGGGAAAGUCUCUCUGGACUGAAUGUGUGUUUCUAAACUAGUUGUGGUGAAAUUGUUGUGAAAACCUUAUUGCAUGUUAAAUGGUGUAUGAUAGUGUGCUUGUUGAGUGUGGAGUAUCACACAGUAUUCUCUGUGCAUGGCACAACUUUCAUUAACUUUGAGAAAGAGGAAGUAGCCAUUUUCCCAUCAGUCCCCACUGCCCUGGCCACAGUCUUGCAGUCCCUCUGACAUGCUGAGUGUCUCACAGUGGCUCUGAAGUACCAUGAGAACGCUAGUUAUGAACGCAACUGUGGUUUUAUAAACUGCUAAUACUUGUCAGAGGCGUGUGUAUGACCUUGCAGCAAAGUCAUAAAGUGACAUGAUUGUAAUUUAGCAUCCUGCAGAAUCUCAUAAAGAGAGACCUUAAAGGACUGUAGCACAUGUGAGGAGGGGAAUUGCUGUUACACCUGCUGUCAGUCCUUAAUAAUGUCUGCCACUUGUCAGAGUGGCAGUGAACCAGCCUCAUGCUGAUGAAUUGUGCAGCUUGUUCCACUGUGAGACCAAGUGCUGGAAAUAGGCAUUGUGUAUGAACCGCUGACAUGAACCGCUGACAUGAACCAAUCCUGUGGUUGCACGGCAUAGAUUACAUCUGACACCCUUAGCAGUCAGUGUUUUAGCACAGAGCAAAUCUCACUUUGCCUGGAACAUAGCAUCCUCUUUUCCAUAAAGAGAAGAAGAGAAGGAAACAUAUGGACUAUGGCUUAUAUACAGCAUGGUGCAGCUAUAGGGUUAAUUAAUUAAUUUAUUAAUUCCUCUUCAGUAACUGUUUUAUCCUAGUCAGUGUUGUCAUGGAUUCGGACUCUAUCCCAGCAACACUGGACACAAGGUGGGAGAGUUCAGAUGGGACGCCAGUCCAUCUCAGAGCACCAUUCACACACAUUCACACCUGGGGGCAAUCUAACAUAGUAAACCUGCAUGUUUUUGGACAGUGGGAGGAAACCGCACACACAAACACAAGGAGGACAUGCAAACAUUUGUACAGACAUUAACAUGGUUUCAUUUAAGGAUCUGUAAGGAUCUUGUUGACUGCACAAUCAUGUCUACACUCUUUUUUAUUUUCUGUUUAUGUCAUAUUCUAAGUCUUCCAGGCAUCUCACCAGGUCUAAACAUUUAAGGUCUAAAUGUUUUUAUGUUUUCUUGACAUUAAGUUUCUCGCUCUUCUUGGGUUUGCUUGUGCACACACUUCUUAAAUAAUAUAAUAUUCUCAUAAUUUGAAGAUAUAUUAAAGCUUUUACUUGAAAUAUUUGUCAAAUUCCUGUAGCUUGUUUGUAGCUUAAACAUUUUCAUACUAUUUGCAGUGAUGAAAAUAAAUAAAAAAUGAC
Molecule: messenger RNA, 3289 nt
Organism: Ictalurus furcatus (blue catfish)
Lineage: Eukaryota; Metazoa; Chordata; Actinopteri; Siluriformes; Ictaluridae
Product: polymeric immunoglobulin receptor-like
Exons: 6
Coding region: 418-1446 (342 amino acids)
Biological process (GO): immune response; T cell costimulation; positive regulation of T cell proliferation
Cellular component (GO): external side of plasma membrane
Source: RefSeq, a predicted model, not a curated record